Messenger RNA from Suillus fuscotomentosus, 1560 nucleotides. RefSeq names its product glycosyltransferase family 4 protein. Gene Ontology annotation, cellular component: endoplasmic reticulum membrane. The record is from RefSeq and is a predicted model, not a curated record. Bases 1 to 1560 code for a protein of 519 amino acids. Gene Ontology annotation, molecular function: GDP-Man:Man(3)GlcNAc(2)-PP-Dol alpha-1,2-mannosyltransferase activity. NCBI's taxonomy places the organism in Eukaryota, Fungi, Basidiomycota, Agaricomycetes, Boletales, Suillaceae. Gene Ontology annotation, biological process: protein N-linked glycosylation. The transcript has 6 exons.
AUGGCUUUUGCUAUUGCUCUGCUGUGCCUUCUUCUAACAGGCCUCGUUGGUAUCAUCAUUUUUACUGCUUACACAAAUAAACUUGCUAGACAUUCAGCACAAGCUCGCCAUGCCAUCAUCAAGCAGCUUGGCAUCUCCACCACAUCAAACCCUCAAUUCAUCGGUUUCUUCCAUCCUUACUGCAAUGCAGGUGGGGGAGGCGAACGUGUCCUCUGGACCGCUAUAGCGGCUACCCAACGUGCACAUCCUAACUGUGUCUCAUUAGUAUAUACUGGAGACGUCGACGCGACAAAAGAACAGAUUAUAGCUCAAGUCGAAGCACGCUUCAAUAUCUCUCUUGAUCCCAAAUCUUUACAUUUCGUCUUCCUAAAGAGAAGACGUUUAGUUGAGGAUGCCGCUUGGCCGCGUUUUACACUUCUUGGCCAGAGUCUUGGGUCCAUGUUCCUCGCUUGGGAAGCUUUAUCCCAAGUUAUCCCAGACUUAUACAUUGACAGCAUGGGUUACGCUUUCACAUUCCACAUAGUUGCAUGGAUCACUAAGGGAUCCAUACCUGUGGGUGCAUAUAUCCAUUAUCCAACAAUCAGUACGGAUAUGCUGGCCCGCGUGAGGGCCAGAAAGGUGGGUCAUACAAAUCGCGGAGACGUCGCAGGCUCGUUGGUAUUGAGCCGCGGGAAGAUGUGGUAUUACCGUUUCCUGAUGUAUCACUACUCCUUGGCGCUCUCCCGCCCUUCCUUUAUUAUGGCAAACUCCAGCUGGACAAAGAAUCACGUCGAUGCAAUACUCUCGCACUCCGACCCCGUCAUGAACGUAAUGCACUUCCUCAACCCCCUUUUCAUCCUUCGUCUCUUUGCGACUACAUUCAAGUCAAAGAAACUCCACGCCGAUUCAGCAAGCAAGAAACCAGAAGCCGAUAUCGUCUACCCGCCAUGCGAUACCCGCGAGAUGGCACAAUUCCCAUUGGACGAGAGGGAAAGAAUCAUUCUGAGUAUCGCACAAUUCAGGCCAGAAAAAGACCACCCUGCUCAACUUCGCGCUUUUGCACAGUUAUUGGCCGAUCACCCAACUUAUACUUCUGGCUCCUCUUCUGUGCAACUUUUCCUACUGGGUGGCGCACGUAACGCGGACGACCACGCCCGCGUGCAGUCUCUUAGAAAUCUCGCAGAAAAACUCAAGAUAACCCCUUACGUCCAGUUCAUCGUCAACGCAAGUUACCCGGAAAUGCUCGGCUGGCUCGCAAUGGCUAGCAUCGGGCUCAGCACGAUGGUGGACGAACAUUUUGGAAUCAACGUCGUUGAAUUUAUGGCUGCAGGUGUGAUUCCUGUGACGCACGCUUCCGGCGGCCCACUUCAUGAUAUUGUUGUGCCUCUGGACGGUGAAGCAACGGGAUUCCAUGCACAUGAUCCGCAGAGCUUUGCGAACGCCAUGCACACGGUGCUGAGCAUGAGUAAGUCGGAGCAGCGAGCGAUGAGGACGCGUGCACGUACCUGGGCUGUAAGCGCAUUCGCCGAGGAGCGCUUUGUGGAGGGUUGGGAAGCUGCUUGGAAAGGGUGGGUCAUAUGA